AUGGCCUCAAAAUCUACUUAUCACAUUAGAUCAAUUAGUUUGCCUUGCAGAUCACAUCCUACAACUCUUGCUGUUGAAGAGGAGUUGAACAGGUUCGCAUCAUGGGAAGCAUCAUCAACUUCAGAGGCAAUCUGCAAAGAUUUAUGCAGAUUGGCUGAGUUGUAUAAAUGCAUGGAUGAUGUUCUCAACUUGCCUCUGAACAUUCAAUCACUGUCUCAACAUCAAAAGCAAAAAUGGGGUGAGCAGUUGUUGGAUAAUUCAGUCAGAAUCUUGGAUAUCUGUGGCAUUACCAGGGAGAUUGUUUCACAAUUCAAGGAAAAUGUUAAAGAUCUCCAGUCUUCUUUAAGGAGAAGAAAAGGAGAUUCAAGCACGGAAACAAGCGUUACCAAAUACACUUGCUUCAGAAAGAAGAUGAAGAAAGAUGCCAAAAGAUCAAUUGCAGCAUUGAAACAAAUAGAUCAUGAGAUCAGUGCUUCAGCAAUCAUGGAUCUUGAUGAUCAACAUAUUUCUUCAGUGAUUAGAGUACUAAGAGAAGUUAACACAACCAGCAUCGCCAUUUUCCAAAAUGUCUUGCUUUUCUUGACUUCUCAAUCACCCAAGUCAAAGCCAAGCAAAUGGUCACUGGUUUCAAGACUAGUAAACAAGAAAAAGGUGGGAUUUGAAGAUCAACAAGAAGUUGAGAAUGAGUUCGAAAGUGUAGAUUCAGCCCUACACAGCCUUUGCAGAAAUGAUCAAAGUGAAAAUGAAAAGAUCCAGUCGGUGCAAAACAGAUUGGAGACCUUGGAGGCUAGCAUUGAGGGUCUUGAGAAUGGAUUGGAGGGCUUGUUUAGGUGCCUAAUCAGAUCAAGGACCUCUCUGCUAAACAUCAUCUCAUGCUAA
Molecule: messenger RNA, 879 nt
Organism: Coffea eugenioides
Lineage: Eukaryota; Viridiplantae; Streptophyta; Magnoliopsida; Gentianales; Rubiaceae
Exons: 1
Coding region: 1-879 (292 amino acids)
Biological process (GO): shoot system development; root development
Source: RefSeq, a predicted model, not a curated record